UUGCUAAAACAUCAGCGAACAGAUAAUGAUAAACAAGCUUCUCAAAACGAUGAAAACCCCUAAUCUCAAUCUAGCCCUCUCUCUCCUCCUCUCUUUCAUAUUCCUCUCCAAACCCUCUCAUCAGGCUUCUAAUCCUCCUCCACCCCUCCCCAACCCUAGACUUCUAAAGGCUUACACAGCCCUCCAAGCAUGGAAACAUGUCAUCACCUCCGACCCCAACAACUUCACCGCCAACUGGUGCGGCCUAAAUGUUUGCAACUACACCGGUGUCUACUGCGCACAAGCCCCCGAUGACCCUCACACUGUCACAGUGUCCGGCAUAGACCUUAACCAUGCCAACAUCGUCGGUUCAUUGCCUGAAGAGCUUGGCCUCUUAACUGACCUAGCCCUCUUCCACGUCAACUCCAAUCGCUUCUAUGGCACUGUUCCAUAUAGCUUUCGUUACCUUCACCUUCUCCACGAGCUCGACAUUAGCAACAACCAAUUCUCAGGCCAAUUUCCUUUGUCUGUUCUUUACCUUCUAUCACUCAAAUUCUUAGAUGUCAGGUACAAUAAUUUUCGGGGAGAAAUUCCAUCUACGCUCUUCGAUUUAAAACUCGAUGCGUUGUUCGUCAACAACAACAAGUUCCAAUUCUCAUUGCCACAAAACAUCGGCAACUCCUCACUAUCUGUGAUUGUCUUGGCAAAUAAUGAUCUCAAGGGUUGCAUCCCUUCAAGUUUUGCAAAUUUGAAGGACACAUUAGACGAAGUUAUACUCAUGAAUAGUGGACUAAGGGGUUGUUUGCCAUCAAAUUUAGGGCUAUUGGACAAAGUCAAAGUGUUUGAUAUAAGCAACAAUGACCUAGUGGGCGCGUUGCCAGAAUCUACGGGUGGGAUGAAGAGUUUGGAGCAGCUAAACGUGGCAAAUAACAAAUUUUCCGGGAAGGUUCCGGCAAGUAUUUGCUCUUUGCCUAAGUUGGAGAACUUUACCUAUUCUUAUAACUAUUUCUGUACUCAACCACCAACGUGCAUGAAGUUGCAAGAACAAGAUGACAGGAAGAAUUGUAUUCCAUAUAGGCAAUUGCAACGAUCACCAAAAGAGUGUGCGACAUUUUAUGCAAAUCUGGUCAAUUGUGAUGCCUUUGGCUGCAAACCUAGCUAGAAGUCCAAGCCCGCCACCACCACGCUCACCACCGCCUCCUCCUUGGCCUCGUGUGGCUUAUCAUUAUCGAUGAUCAUAGAGAAUAAGAAUUUUUUUUCAUGCUAGCUAAUUGUUGCUUUGUAUUGGAGGGAUUGUUAACUUGAAAUCCCAAAAAAAAAAAAAA
Messenger RNA from Malus domestica (apple), 1304 nucleotides. RefSeq names its product leucine-rich repeat extensin-like protein 6. The record is from RefSeq and is a predicted model, not a curated record. Gene Ontology annotation, molecular function: protein binding. NCBI's taxonomy places the organism in Eukaryota, Viridiplantae, Streptophyta, Magnoliopsida, Rosales, Rosaceae.